Molecule: messenger RNA, 4455 nt
Organism: Linum tenue
Lineage: Eukaryota; Viridiplantae; Streptophyta; Magnoliopsida; Malpighiales; Linaceae
Source: the annotation of a GenBank genome assembly
GUCAAACGCAGCGAUGCAGCUAUCGUUUAUAAUCACAAAGCUCAGGAUACGAUUCCCAAUUUGAAUUCGCCAAACGAAAUGGGUCUUCUGGGAAUUCCCCUGAUCCUACUCUCGCCGCCGGCUCUCUGCCUCUGCGCAAUUCUUCUUGUGGGUUUGAUCGCAUUCCUGAACAAGACUUUGCGGAAGCCUCUUCUGCUUCAGCGACAGUUCAAUUCGGGAGGAAUCAGAGGCCCUCCUUACCAGUUCAUCUACGGCAACGCCCUUGAGAUUCGCCGGUUGACAACAGAGUCCAUGGCCAAGCCCAUGUCGAGUCUUUCCCACGACAUCUGUGGCAGGCUGGUGCCUCAUGUUUCCGCCUGGACGGAGAAAUACGGGAGGAAUUUCGUGUUCUGGCUUGGUCCUGAACCGACGCUGAUUGUAUUGGAGCCUGAGCUGGUGAAGUUGAUGCUGAAUGACAAGGAGCGAGUUUACUCCAAGGCGGAGCCUACUGAGUACUUGAGGAAGCUGCUAGGAGACGGCCUGGUGACAUCGAGAGGUGAGAAAUGGGCCAAGAUGAGGAAGUUGGCCAACCAUGCUUUCCAGGCAGAGAGCCUAAAGAAUAUGAUUCCAGCUAUGAUUGCUAGUACGGAAAUAAUGCUUGAAAGGUGGAAUAACCAUGAGGGAGAAGAGAUUGAGGUGUUUGGAGAAUUCAAGUUACUUACAUCAGAAGUGAUUUCCAGAACUGCUUUUGGGAGUAGCUACCUUCAAGGCAAACUCAUCUUUGAAAUGUUAACCGAAUUGGCCAUCCUUGUAGCUAAGAAUACUUUUAUUAUCAGGCUUCCUGUCCUAAGCAAGAUAUAUAGAACUAGAGAUGAGAUUGAGGCAGAGAAGCUUAAGCGAGGGGUACGCGACUUGAUCAUUGCGAUGGUCAGGAAGCGUGAAAACAUGGUGACAAGUGGAGAAUUGGAUAGCUAUGGAGGUGAUUUUUUGGGAUUGCUCUUGAAGGCUCAUCAUGAAGUCGACGAAUCUAAAAAGAUUUCAGUGGAUGAUUUAGUUGAUGAAUGCAAGACGUUUUAUAUUGGUGGACAAGAAACAACCAACAUGUUGCUAACAUGGGCAGUGUUACUUCUGUCGAUGCAUACAGAAUGGCAAGAGCAAGCAAGAAAAGAAGUUGUGACUCAUUUCGGGAGCCAAACUCCUGACCCAGAUGGCAUUUCGAAACUCAAGAAUAUGAGCAUGAUCAUAAAUGAGACGUUGAGACUCUAUCCUCCGGUGUUGGCUAUGAUGCGAAAGACAGACAAAGAAGUUCGACUUGGGAAUUUCACGAUACCUUCCAAUACCAAUAUAAGGGUCCCAAAUCUACCACUUCAUCAUGAUCCUGAAAUUUGGGGAGAAGACGUGCACCUUUUCAAGCCGGAGAGAUUUUCUGAAGGAAUUGCCAAAGCAACAAACAGCGUUCCGUCUGCUUACAUUCCUUUCGGGAUGGGUCCUCGAGUAUGCGCUGGGUUCAACUUUGCAGCUGUUGAAGCUAAGAUAGCUCUUUCCAUGAUUCUCCAACGCUAUUCUUUCACACUUUCGCCUGCUUACAUCCAUUCACCGACUAGUACUCUCACACUUCACCCACAACAUGGAGUGCAGAUUGUCCUCCAUGCUCUGUAGAAAUUCACUAGCACACUACAUAAAAUAUGCCAUACUGAAAUCACAUCCUGGAUAUAUCAAAGCUUGUUCUGAUUGAUCCGUUCUAGCAUGUGUCUUGCAUCAGAAGAAUUUGGAUAUGAAUGUUAGAUCUGUUGUGAAUCUUAUUCACAACCAGCCUCACAUUCAUGCACUUGAGUAUCUCAUACAGAAACAUAUGAAGUUAUUCUUAGCAGUAACCAACUUUAUAAAACCACUCAACCAAAGGCCAAUUGCAUUGUUUUGGUAAUUUGUGUGGCAAACAGAUGACCUCUGCCGUGUCAUUAUCUUUGUCUCCGGUAUUCAUAUGCUUCCGUUAGGAGCAAAUGACAAAGCCUAGUAAAAUAAUGGCUACCACCUGCAUCUGCAAUAAACCUGCAUUAUAGUUUGUUAACUAUUUUCCAGUUUUUUUAGUGUUCCUUAUAUUUUCCUUGUCAACUCUGCUUAAGAAGAUCCAAAUGAAUGACUUCAACUAAAUGGCGGCAAAGAUUUGUGAUAACUGUGUAACAGCCAUUUGAACCUUCAUUACAUGUAUAUAUCUUGCCCCGGGAUUGUUGCUGUGGUUGUUUGUUAACAAUCAUGGAAGUCCAACACUCAAAUGCUCUGCUUUUUUUUACAACAUACGAAAAAUGCCAUGGCCAAGGCUAAUGGUUUUGCGAGGUGGAAGCCUUGCUUUAGUAUAUAUCAACAUCUAGUUCUCCUCCUGCAAUGGACAGUGACUAUUUUUUUAGUCUUGGUCAUAGAAGAUGCCUUUUCAUUUGCCGGCCAUCUGUAUUAUAAAAGACCUUCUUUCUUUUUUCUGAAAACGGCAGGGACUCUUCCUGAGUAUUAUAUUGUUAUCAGUAGGUGGCAAAAUGACAGAAGCCUUUUAAUAUUAAUUGCUAACCACUUGCACUUAGGAAAAGCAGAACAGUUUUGGUUGAAUCAGGGAUAAAAGUCUGAAAGGGUUUCCGUGAACAGAUAACAAAGAGAGAGAGAGAUGGUUGAACUGGGGAUUUUGCUGACAUUCCUUUCAUGUCUGUGUUUAUACUUUUUGUUGAUCAUCAGCAGGUUUUUUACCAGAGUAUGGUGGACUCCGAUUCGGGUGCAGUCCAAGAUGAGGGCACAAGGAAUCAAAGGCCCUUCUUAUAGAUUCAUCCAUGGAAACACCAAGGAGAUAAACCUGAUGAGGAUUGAAGCUGCAAAGCAAACCAUGGAACUCUCCCACCAUAUCCUUCCAGGGCUGCAGCCUCAUAUCUACGCAUGGAUCAAGCUCUACGGGAAAAUCUAUCUGCAGUGGCAUGGCACCAGGCCUCAGCUAGUUGUCACUGAACUUGAGCUGAUUAAAGAAGUCCUCAAUAAUAAAGAUGGAACAUACGAGAAGACACCUUUUCAUAAUUUCAUCAGAGUUCUUCUAGGCGAUGGACUCGUCUUGUCUAGAGGUGACAAAUGGUUGAAGAUGCGGAAACUAGCAAACCAUGCCUUCCAUGGAGAAAGCUUGAAGGUUUGAUGAAGAAAACAAUUAGAGCACAGUGGGAACUAUCCCCUCAACUUGAUAGGGAUAAUUUUUUUGUUGAACAUUGGUCUUUCAGGGUAUGGUUCCUGCGAUGAUUGCUAGUGUGGAGAUGAUGCUAGAGAGGUGGAAGAGCUAUCCUGGAGGGAAGAAUAAGGAGAUUGAUGCAUUCCAGGAGUUCAAGAUUUUAACAUCAGAGAUCAUUUCCAGGACAGCUUUUGGAAGCAGCUACCUGGAAGGGGAGAAAGUGUUUGAACUGCUGACAAAGAUGGUUCUAAUUAUCUCAAGAAACCACUACAAUGUCAGAAUUCCUGGUCUCAAAACUGGCGAUGAGAAUGAAUCUGACAAGCUCCAACAAGAGAUCAGGACCAUCAUCAUGAACAUGUUGAACAAAAGGAAAGAAGAAGGACAGCUUAGUUCUCCUGCCACUGAUUUCCUUGGAAUGCUUGUCAAGGCUUAUAAUGAUCCAGACAGACAAAGUAGCAUAACAUUGGAUGAUCUGAUUGAUGAAUGCAAGACCUUUUAUGUGGCUGGCCAAGAAACAACAGCAAGCUCACUGACCUGGACUAUGCUAUUGCUAGCUAUUCACUCAGAAUGGCAAGAGAAGGCAAGGGAACAGGUUCUUGAACUCUUUGGCAACAACAGAACUCCAACUCCUGAUGCCAUUUCCAGAUUAACAAUUCUGAGUAUGGUGAUCAACGAGUCCCUGAGGCUAUACCCUUCAGUUUUUCACAUAACGAGGGAAGUCCAGAGGGAAGUGAAAUUGGGGAAGCUAAUACUUCCAAAAGGGACUGAAGUCUACAUCCCAAAUCUGGCAGUUCAUCAUGAUCCAGAAACAUGGGGUGAAGAUGCUCACCUGUUUAAACCAGAGAGAUUUGCUGAAGGCGUAGCUAAGGCCAGUAUUACAAACAACAGCAGCUCAUCUGCCGCAUUUCUUCCAUUUGGGUUGGGGCCUCGAAAUUGUAUUGGGAUCAAUUUUGGCAUCACCGAGAAAAAGAUUGCACUCUCCAUGAUUCUGCAGCGUUACAGGUUUAGGCUCUCGGACAAGUAUGUACACUCACCAGCUCAUGUUUUGACCAUCUGUCCCAAACAUGGCCUCCAAAUCAUCCUUGAGGAACUUUGAGGUGACCAACUUGGGAAGAUGAUUGGGUAGAAAGUUAACCGGUUCAUUUGGAGUCAGAAUCAGUUGCGUUGAAGUUGUCUUGGUCUAGUUACUUCAAUACACCUGUUAGAAACACAGCUGUGUACUUUUUUUUUUAUAUUGUUAAUUUUUGCUUGACAGUAGAUGUGGUAUAUGAAGAUACACCUCU